This is a messenger RNA of Cloeon dipterum, 1408 nucleotides long. RefSeq lists its product as uncharacterized. Gene Ontology annotation, molecular function: hormone activity. NCBI's taxonomy places the organism in Eukaryota, Metazoa, Arthropoda, Insecta, Ephemeroptera, Baetidae. Gene Ontology annotation, cellular component: extracellular region. The record is from RefSeq and is a predicted model, not a curated record. The transcript is spliced from 3 exons. Bases 187 to 579 code for a protein of 130 amino acids.
GGCGGCUCGCGCACCAAACUCUCGGCAAGGAGGUGACUUGAACAGGUAGAAGGGAAAGAGGGUAUGCUCCGACGAGGGUAUAAACGCCAGAUCAAUCCAAGCUGCUCCUCUGUCUGACCUGCAAGCGCCUCUCGAGCCCUCUCGCCGCCUCCACCGCUCCCUUCCAAACAGCAACUGCAGGGGCACAUGCAUACGGCGGCGACGUUGCUCUUGUUCCUGAUGAUGGGCAUGAUUGCGCCGUUUUCGUGCAAACACGAAAGCGACCUGCCCUCCUCUUUCAAAGACAUUGACGGCAAGUAUGCAGCCGUUUCCAUCGACAGACCGGACAGACCGAGGCACUUUGUCACCGCAGACGAGCUGAAAUUGUACCUCGACCAAUUACGCACCUAUUACGCCAUGGCAGGGAGACCGAGAUUCGGCAAGAGAGAUCCAAUAUUGGCGGUGCAACAGCAUCACACUCUGUCGGCUGGGAAGUCCAGAGAAUUGCACCACGUAACUCUACCAGAAGAUGACUAUGGAGAUUCCGUGGGGCAGCCCUUUUACAGGACCGACUUUGCUGAUGGCAAUGAUGAGGCUUAAGCACUGCUUGACCCUGGCUAGAAUUCGCUUCUUCCUUCUGCUCACUGAUCUCGCACGGUUUCUGGCGUGUCGCUAAAUUUUGUCAUGUUUUUCCUGACAAGCAAAUUCAACAUAAAAAAUUUAAAAGAAAAAACAAUUGAGAUGUCAUCUUUCGUUCAAAAGCUGAAAUACUUUUCUUCUUCUAAUAUGCAAGAUGCAAAAUAAAAUCAUAAGAAAGUGCGAGUGUGAAUUUAUAAGAGCAAAUAAAAGUCUCAGUCGCGGUAAUUUCAGAUAAACGCGGAUGUUGUAUGAAUUAUUUCUAGUAAAUAUUUUAUCUCUAAAUAUUGUCCAAGGACUCGGCAAAAAUGCAAAGAGCCACAAUUGUACUGGAAUUUUGUUAUCGCGCACCAGCAAAAUAAUGCUUUAAUUUACAAAAUACUAGUGCUCGUGGAAGCCCAUCCUUUUACGCAAUUAUUGUGUUGCUUGCGUGCAAUCAAGAUUUUUAUCACCUAUUGUCAUGCCUAAUUUAUAAAUUCAGCCAGCUGGCUGCGACGCACGCUAUUUUUUUAAUGAAGUCAGUCACAGAUUUGCAUAGCAAUGCUAAACGAGCGGCUCUCUUUUGUGCUUUUGUAACAAGAGAAACCGCGCAUCCUGUCAUUAUGAAGUGUUUUUGAGGCUGGAGGACACUCAUACCUGUUGUGUUCGAGUUUUCUGGUUGGCAUUUAUUUACCGUACAAUAUAAAACGCACUUUGCAUUUUGUGUUCGAGGUCGCGAUUUCAGCAGGCCCUCCAACUUUGUAUUGUUUGAGUGAUGGUGUCAAUAAAUGUCUAGUUUAUUCCUUCUUAACAA